GGGUGCAUUUGGAAACAUGUGCCGUGGAGGACGUAUGUUUGCCCCCACCAAGACCUGGAGGCGCUGGCAUCGUAGAGUCAAUUUAACUCACAAGAUAUAUGCAGUUUGCUCUGCACUGGCUGCUUCAGCCCUUCCUGCCCUUGUCUUCUCCAAAGGUUUAUGCUUCCCAGCGUCUACGUGCUGGUAAGGGUAAAAUGAGAAACCGCCGCCGCAUCCAGCGUAGAGGACCUUGUGUUAUCUACAAUGAAGACAAUGGCAUUGUUAAAGCCUUCAGAAAUAUCCCAGGAAUCACGCUCCUCGGUGUAAAGAAACUGAACCUUUUGAGGUUGGCUCCAGGUGGUAACGUUGGACGGUUCUGCAUUUGGACCGAAAGUGCCAUCCGCAAGCUGGAUGCCCUCUAUGGCACGUGGCGCAAACCAGCUACCCUGAAGGCAGAUUACAACCUUCCCAUGCACAAAAUGACAAAUACCGAUCUGGGCAGAAUCCUGAAGAGUCAAGAGAUACAGAAGGCUUUACGUGCUCCAAUUAAGAAGGUGAAGCGCAGAGAACUCAAGAAGAACCCACUGAAGAACUUGAGAAUUAUGUUGAGGCUCAAUCCAUACGCAAAGACGGCAAAACGCAAUGCUAUCCUGCGCCAGGCUGAGAACAAUAAGAAAAAACGAGAGGCGGGCUGCAGUGGCAGCAAAAACUUCAGCAGCCACAAAGCCUGAGGAAGCCAAAUCUGAAGCAUCUGCCACCAAGCCUGCAGAAGUCAAAACUAAAGCAGCUACCACCAAGCCAGCAGCUAAAGCAAAAACUAAAGCAGCAAAGAAAGCCUAACUUUGACUUGCUGACGUUCAGCACUUUGGAUUCCUUCUCAAUAAAUGCUGUUUACUAUUGAA
This is a messenger RNA of Bufo gargarizans (Asiatic toad), 881 nucleotides long. RefSeq names its product 60S ribosomal protein L4-B-like. The transcript is spliced from 7 exons. The record is from RefSeq and is a predicted model, not a curated record. Gene Ontology annotation, cellular component: cytosolic large ribosomal subunit; ribosome. The coding region runs from base 99 to 710 and encodes 203 amino acids. Gene Ontology annotation, biological process: translation. Lineage: Eukaryota; Metazoa; Chordata; Amphibia; Anura; Bufonidae. Gene Ontology annotation, molecular function: structural constituent of ribosome; RNA binding.